AUGACUGAGAAUGGAGUGAAUGGCAGCCUGGAUCAGCACUGUGAAGCUCCUGACAAAGAGGAUGCAGUUGUUAAUGACAGCAACAGGCCACUCAAAGCCUCCUUAGUUGGUGUCAAACCCUGCAAAGAACAUGACACUAAGAUCACAGCUAAAAAUGGUGAGGGAGAUGUCAUUCCAUACAAACCUCGGCCACCUUUACUCCCCAGACAGUCAAAGUCCAUCAGAAGUGGCUCUGUUGAGGAGAUGGUGCGAAACAGGACACUGAGGAACAGCCAGGAGAGUUUGAGUGACCCGGUUGAGACUGGCUCCUCAACAGACUCACUUAAAGAAGAGCAAAUGGUCGCAGCUCGUGAUGGCAUCGUCGUCAGUAGUGCUGCUACCAUCACAAACCAGGACUCCAGUGUGAGACCGCUCUCUGCUGUUACAACAGGAUCUCCAGUCUUCCAGGAGAGAGGAAACAGUCUGUCUCAGUAUGAAAUGAGCCACAGUCAGCAUAACGACCCCAAAGACCUCGGGGUGAGGCCUGCCAAGUUGCGACUGUCCCCGGUGCAACCCUCAGGGCCACUGCCCACUCUGGAAAAGAACUUUGUAUCAGCCACUUUAAGGGCUGCUAAUAGGAUUGACAGGGAUUGUUUGGAUUAUGCUGUGCUGGCCAGAGAGAAGCUCGGGGAGAGACUGCACCGAAACCUGAGCGACAGCCGGCUUCUGGACAACAUGGGGUCAGAUAGUGCCUCUGUCAACUCCUUGAGGUCCACCUACAGUGUGCUUAGCCCCAUCAGACCUCAGGAUGUGAGGAACAGGAGCUUUCUGGAGGGCAGCGUGAUGGGAAGUGGUGCCCUGCUUGGAGCUGAGGAGCUUGACCGCUACUUCCCAGACAGGAGGUUGGGCAUCUACAUCACCACGUGGAACAUGCAGGGAGAAAAGGGGCUGCCACUCAACUUAGAUGACCUCCUCCUUCCAACAGACUCUGAUAUUGCACAAGACUUUUAUAUUAUUGGGGUUCAGGAGGGUUGUCCUGACAGGAGAGAGUGGGAGACACGUCUUCAGGAGACACUGGGACCUUAUUACGUUAUGCUGUAUGCUGCAUCACAUGGCGUUUUGUAUCUCACUGUAUUUGUCAGAAGAGACCUCAUCUGGUUCUGCUCAGAAGUGGAGCAUGCUACAGUCACAACCAGAAUCAUCUCUCAGAUCAAGACCAAAGGGGCCGUGGGAAUCGCCUUUACCUUUUUUGGCACUUCCUUCCUCUUCAUCACAUCCCAUUUUACCUCUGGAGAUGCCAAAGUUUACGAGAGAAUCCUUGAUUACAACAAAAUCAUUGAGGCUCUGGCUCUUCCAAAAGGCCUUCCGGACACCAACCCCUACCGCUCCACACCAUCUGACGUCACCACAAGAUUUGACCAGGUCUUCUGGUUUGGAGAUUUUAACUUCCGGCUGAGUAAGGACCGCAGUGACGUGGAGGCCAUCAUGAGUCACACAGAGGGUGGAGACAUGGGCUCACUGCUGGAGCAUGAUCAGCUCUCCAAGGAGAUGAAGGACGGCGCAGUCUUCAAAGGAUUCCAAGAGGCGUCGAUACAUUUCAACCCAACGUACAAAUUUGACAUCGGCUGCGACAUCUACGACACAACCUCCAAACAGAGGACACCUUCAUACACAGACAGGAUCCUGUUCAGGAACAGACAGGCCGAUGACAUUAAAGUGGUCAAGUACACCAGCUGCUCCAACAUCAAGACCUCAGACCAUCGGCCCGUCAUCGGUGUCUUCCAGGUCAAACUGCGGCCAGGCAGAGACAAUAUUCCUCUGGGUGCGGGACAGUUUGACCGAGGCGUGUACUUAGAGGGCAUCAGAAGAAGGAUCACCAGAGAGCUGAAGAGGAGGGAAGCCAUGAAGAACCACAGUAGCAGCACCGUCUGCUCCAUCUCUUAAAGUGAACUCUGAUCCAGAACAGACCAGACCAGACCAGGCUGGACUGGUUCACACUGUUCCACAAACAGGGAGGUGGAAAAAUGACCAAAAGGAAAACCAGCAGUGACUUCCCAGCACCCAUUGUUGGUUGUGAUGACUGAACUACGUUGUUCCCUGCUGGUCAAGCAGCUGACUGCACUUGAGGUCAGGGACCUUAAGGUCAGAGAGACACAGCAGCAGUCUGACCUUUCUAUAUUCAGCUGUCUGAAACAGACGGGGACAGAGUGAGGGGGCGGGGCUCGCUGUUGCGGCUUAAUCGUCAGUCACAUGAUGCAAUGUACACUGAUGUAACCCUGCAGGCUGAGUGUCUAUUUUAAUUUUGCUAUUAAUAUUAUAAUAUAUAGAUAUUGUAAUAGCAUCACAAAACACAGUGUUAGAUUAUUUAUUUCUGAAUGGUACAUCUUUGUUCAAAGGCCUUGUGAUUUGUUUUCAUUACAGAGCACAUCACAUGAAACGGCAGCAAACAUUUAGGUGCACUUUAGGUCAUUUAGGUCAUUUAAACUGUCCUUAAAGGAGACUUAGACAGAAAAGCAGUUUUCAGACAAGAACUAUGGAACACAAAAAUACCUGCUCUCAGUUUUGUGGACGUCCGUGUUGACAUAUGAAGACUGUCUCAGUCACACACUGUCCCAGACGAGGAGUGGUGCCUGGGUCAGGACGCUGACUCGCUGUGAGCUUUUCCAGAAAUGUUCCCACUGUAUUCCAACAUGGACGCACACUGGCACCUGCCUGUGAUGUGUCCAAAUGUGAUUCCCCAAAAGCCCAACCUGAAUCCAACACACUUAUACUUAUACUUAACUUAUACAGAUAAAUAAAAUGCAAGUUUCACUGGCUAAGUGAUGGAAACUCUCCAGAGAGAAUUUGUCUUGUCACUAGGCCCAUGAGACAGUAUGCACAUUUCAUAUUCUGAACAAGAAACUGCUUUAAAAGAAACAAGAACCAUAAAUCAGAUUAUUAUAAAUCAUUAAGUCCUUGAAUGACUAGAAAUCCGACAUAUUUGUUUAUUAUUUUCAAAGAAAUCAUAAUGUUGGCCAGUUAGACAGAAUUUUUAAGUCACUCCAUUCACAUUUGAAACUCACCAUGAUCAAUUUAUGAGUGGGGCUUUUUUUUUAUCAUAAUGGUUGAUUCACUCCAGAUUAUUUCUGGAAAAUGUUCACACUUUGCAUGUUUGGAAGCAGCUUCAGAUUGAGAAUCGAAGCAGGUGUUACAUAAAGUCAAAUUUCAGGGACAGUUUAUAUCGAGGAACUAAACUUUUCUGUCAUUAAAUGUCCUCUCAUUAGGCCAAGUGAUCCUCUGCAGCUAAUCUUAAUUUAUUGCCUUACCGCUCAUCUAUCCUGCUGCUGUGUAAACUCAUAAACAUUAGACUGUAUCCAUGUACUGUAUAUGUUACAUACCAUAUUAAUGAAGCUGCAUUUCCAGCAUCAAGAGCAGUAAUGCUCCACAUUAAGUGCCUGUGGGUCUUGUCAUUUCCUCAAGACCUUCUACCUUUAUUUUUUUAUGUUAACCUGUAAUCUUACAGCCUUUAAUAAACAUUUUUUGUCGAGAGAAUUUUUACUU
Molecule: messenger RNA, 3519 nt
Organism: Solea senegalensis (Senegalese sole)
Lineage: Eukaryota; Metazoa; Chordata; Actinopteri; Pleuronectiformes; Soleidae
Gene: inpp5e
Product: inositol polyphosphate-5-phosphatase E
Exons: 10
Coding region: 1-1923 (640 amino acids)
Biological process (GO): phosphatidylinositol dephosphorylation
Molecular function (GO): inositol-polyphosphate 5-phosphatase activity
Source: RefSeq, a predicted model, not a curated record